CCCGGUAUGCUUUGCUCGCAGUGCAUGUUAGAAAGUUCACAAAGUUUGUAGCACUGACUGUGCAGAGUGCAGACAUCAAACCUGCCGUGCGGAUUAAACAUGGGCAAGUGUGGCUUCAUCGCAAUUGUUGUAGCAUUGUUAUCUGUGCUACUGGGGGUGAGGAUAGUCAAUUUAAGGAAGAGGGCCCUCGCCUCUCGAGAGCUGGUCAACAAACACCUCCCCAAUUGUGUACCACUGAAGAGUCUGAAUGAAGGUUCAGAAGAUAUCACUGUGUUUGGGGAUGGACUAGCGUUCGUCAGCACUGGUCUGAGUUAUCCUGGAAUGCCCUCUUCAGACGCUCCCGGAAAGCUCUUUCUCCUUGACCUGAAAGACUCUCGGAUGAAGCCAGCGGAGCUGCGAAUGCCGAGAAAUUUUGACCUUGAGACAUUCAACCCUCAUGGCAUCAGUGUCUACACAGACCCAACUGAUGGCGCAGUGUACCUUUUUGUCGUGAAUCAUCCUCACCUCAAAAGCCAAGUAGAGUUAUUUAAGUUUGUUGAAGAAGAACUCUCCCUGUUGCAUAUAAAGACCUUCAAACAUGAACUUCUUUAUAGGGUGAAUGAUAUUGUGGCUUUGGGAGUGGAUCGUUUCUAUGCCACCAAUGAUCACUAUUUUUCACAUGAAAUACUUAAAACAUUUGUGGAGCCUCUUCUGUGUCAACCAUGGACUAACGUUGUGUAUUACAGUGCAGAGACAGUUAAAGUUGUCUCUGAGGGAUACUACUUUGCCAAUGGCAUCAACCUGUCACCAGACAAAAGGUAUAUAUAUGUGAUGGAUCUACUUGACCAAAAUGUGCAUGUGUUGGAGAGGAAAGAAGACAAUGCAUUGGCCUCUGUCAAGGCCGUAGCUGUGGGCUCACUCUGUGACAACAUAGAAGUCAACCCUCAAACAGGUGACCUGUGGUUGGGCUGCCAUCCUAAUGGAUGGAAACUUUUGAAAUAUGACCUUAACGAUCCACCGGGAUCAGAGGUCAUCUGCAUUAAGAACAUUCAUUCAGAAGAGCCUGUGGUGACACAGGUAUAUGCUGAUGAUGGUCAUGUAAUUAUGGGCUCCUCUGUAGCUACGACUUAUGCAGGAAAACUGAUCAUUGGGUCAGUCUUCCAUAAAACCUUGUGCUGUGAUUUAGACUAGGCAAUGGCGCAUGCAGCUUACAAUACAGCAGGAGACACUAGUUGAAUUAGAGAAGUAGAGCCAGACUGGUUUUAAUAUGCACUUAUUAUAUAAGAAAGAAAAGCUUUAUUGCUGAUGGUGUCACUCUGUAAAUAUGUUUGUUUGAGCUCUGAAGUCAACACUGCAUUCAUCUUUGGUGUCUGUUAAGUUUUUAAAAGCUGUAUUAGAUACGUUUUGUUUCAUAUUUUUAUACGGUGAUUAAGCUUACGCAUAGACUUGGCUUACGACUGAUCUAUUUUGACCAAAGUCUGGUUAAAACUAACCUGAAUGGUUAAUGUCAGCAAAUACUUGAGAAAGCUAUAGUAACCUAUGGGUGGAUGGAUAAAAAUGUUUAUACAUUAUUGUAUAUUCAAACACUAAGGAAAUGUUUUGGUCAAAACUGAAUAAUGUGAAACCAGAACCUCUGCGCAGAAAUAAAAGGUUUUCGAAUUAUGUUUGGUGCGUU
Molecule: messenger RNA, 1654 nt
Organism: Corythoichthys intestinalis (scribbled pipefish)
Lineage: Eukaryota; Metazoa; Chordata; Actinopteri; Syngnathiformes; Syngnathidae
Product: serum paraoxonase/arylesterase 2-like
Exons: 9
Coding region: 100-1170 (356 amino acids)
Molecular function (GO): arylesterase activity
Source: RefSeq, a predicted model, not a curated record